UCCUUCCCAAGUAUCGCUCCUUUUUUCCUUGUCUUCUGUGACAUGCUGGACUGGAUAUUGUAGAUUCGCAUUUUCUGCAUUUCUUCACUUGUUGGUUUUUCAUCCUCCUGCAACAACAAAGCAGACCAUCUUUCUCUUCUUUGGUUGUGGUGCUGCAGUCUCACCGCCACGGUUCCACCCAAAAGCUCAGAGAGACAUUGCCAUCGUUGGCGACAAUCUGCCACUCCCUCGAAUUUCUCGGACCUUUGCCCGACUUGACUUGCGACUCCUCUCUCGUCGUCCCACCGCUCGCUUUUCGCAACUGGCAAAUUCCACCUCGACUAAACAGAGCUUCAUCUGUUCAUCGUAGCAAUCCGAUAUAAUGGCCACUCAGACCAAGGCAGCUGCCAACGGCGCUGCUGCGAAUGGCGACGUCAACCACGAGCCCAUCAAUGUCAUUAUCCCCAUUGGCGGCAUUGGCUCCCGCUUCGCAAAGGAGGGUUACCGCUACCCGAAACCCCUGAUCAACAUCGUCGGCCGGCCUAUGCUGCUAUGGCUGAUUGACAACCUGAGCCUCAAGCCCGGCGACACCCUGUGGAUGGCCAUCAACGAGGAGGUCGACGACGAGUUCAGAAUUGGCCAGCUCGUGAGCAAGACGUUUUCCAAGAUCGACUUCAGACUCCUGCGCUUGCGCCACCAGACCAAGGGUGCCAGCGAGACGCUCUACAUCGUCACCCAGAGCAUGACCAAGAAGCACCUCGAGCGCAAGACUGUCUCUCUCGACUGCGACACCAUCUACUGGGCCGAUGUCCUCCAGGACAUUCGCAACAUGCCCAAGGGCCACGGCGGCUGCUUCUACUUCCCUGACGUUGGCGACAAGCCCAUCUUCUCUUACAUCAAGACAGAACCUAAGGACGGCUUGGAGCGCAUUGUCGACAUUCAGGAGAAGAAGGCCAUUUCCAACAAGGCAAACACGGGCGCAUACGUUUUCCCGUCCGCGGGUCAGCUCAAGUCAUGGGCUGCCCAGAACCUCGACAUGAAGAGACCCGACGGCUCAGAGGUCGGCGAGUACUACACUUCCCAGAUGAUCGCCCUCAUGAUCCAGAACGGCGUGCCGUACCUGGGCAUGCCUGUCAGCACCAAGGACUUCAGUGUUGUCGGCACACCCGAGCAGCUCAAGGACCUCCUGAAGCUUCUCAAGACGGAUACUUCCAACCUGCCCAUUAAGCUCAAGAAGCGCCGCUUCUGCUUCGAUCUCGACAUGACCUUGGUCGGUGUGCCCGCUGUGGCCGGAGACUACUCCACCUGCCCUCCCAUCGAGAAGAACAUUCGCCUGGUCCAGCAGUUGUACAACGCUGGUCACUACAUCAUCAUUCAAACGGCCCGCCGCAUGCGCACGCAUCACGGAAACUUGGGCUCAGUCCUUGCUGACGUCGGUCCCGUCACCUUUGCCCAGCUGGCCAAGUACGAGAUCCCGUACCACGACAUCCACUUCGGCAAGCCCUACGCCGAUGUAUACGUCGACGAUCUGGCUGUCAACGCCAACCUCGACACUAUGCGGGAAAUUGGCUGGCUUUUGGAUGAGCAGGACCCAGCUGCCCUGAUCGGGCAAGAUGCUGCGACGGGCGACGAUGCCAAGAAGGCCGGCAUGAUUGCUGCCCGCGACUUCAACACCAUCCAAAUCAUUGGCGACAAGGUCAUCAAGUCGAGCAAGUCUGAGAACAUUCUCGGCGAGCUCUUCUUCUACUCUCACAUGCCCGCCGAGAUUGCCCAAGUCUUCCCCACCGUAUACAACGUGGACUACAUUCCCGACACCACCACUUACAACAUCACCAUGGAGAACCGCCGUGGUUUGACCUUCUCUCACCUCCUGGUCGGUCGAUCCAUCACCAAGGGUCGCCUGAUCUCCCUCCUCAAGGCUCUCCACACUGUCCAUACCACGGGUAGCACAGACAAGGCCACCCUGAACAUCCCCAGUGCCCUGGAGAAGAAGUUCGAGGAGCACUCCCUCGCGCGGGCGAACAACCGCGUUAACAUCUACGCAAACUACGGCUCGAAGUUGCGCAGCCGUUACUACAAGGACCAGCACAAGUACGAUGCACUUGGUCCCCUCGCUGCCUCUCUCUUCGCCCGUAUCAACGAAUUCCUCGACACGUACGAGGCUGAGGAGAAGGGUGUUCAUGCUCAGGUCAUUCACGGUGACCCGGUCUUCAGCAACGCCAUCCUGUCCAAGGAUGAGAAGCUCGUCAGCUUUAUCGACGUGCGCUGCCAGCUGGAGAACACCCUGACGCCCGAGGGUGAUAUCCACUACGACUUGGGCAAGGUCCUCCAGUCCCUCUGCGGUUAUGACCACAUCCUGUUUAUGAGCGCGAACAACUAUGACUUGCGCGACGCUCUCGACAGUGACAAGCCCCUGCUCGACGAGGCCGACUCAGACCUCCUCGAGAGCCUCCAGGAGCACUUCUUCACCUUCCUCGAGGAGACAUACUCUGUGCGCCUGCACCGCAAGACCCUCUUCCGUAUUACCGCCUCCCUGUUCUUCAGCUUGAUCCCUCUGCACCGGCCCGAACUCGGCGCCGUCUUCCUGCGCAUGUGCAAGGAGACGCUCGACAAGGCGAGCAACAUCAACUACGGCCCGGGCGCCCGUUCCACGUCAGGCCUCACGCUUAGCCGGCGCGCGAGCUCCAACUUUGGCUCGGACGAGAAGGCUCGCGAGAUGCCCAUCGCCUCGGGCAAGGGCGAGAACCUCUCGAUCCCCAGCGUUACCGUCACUGCGAAAUAAGCGUAUCAGCUUUCGGUGUUAUCGUAUAAUUGCUAUCAAGAAGCCAAUCCGCCCGAUUCGCGGGCUAUAAUGUGCCGAGCUAUCGGAAUGGUGGAGGUGGAUUUGCAGUAGCGGGGGUGGAGUUGAAGUGGUUGCAUUGAUGUCAUUCGGGACGGAGCUUCCGUGGAAGAAAGCGGAGAGCUCAUGUGGAGCCCUGUCGACACGUCGCGUCGGAAGCCAACCGAGAAGCGAUCGAUGGUGUGGGAACGGAGACGGACGGGAACAAAGUGGCAUUUGCUUCACAAAACUGUUCGUAUUGCGUAAGGUACUUACCUAUAGGGUGGAAAAGGAGGGGAAGCGUUUUGAUCGGAAUUUUUCCACUACAACUUGUAGGGAUGGAUGUUGUUCAGCGUCGGUCUACGAGGGUCAUGUACUACUUACUAUACCAAGGAA
Colletotrichum scovillei is the source of this 3193-nucleotide messenger RNA. RefSeq names its product capsule biosynthesis phosphatase. The transcript is spliced from 4 exons. Gene Ontology annotation, biological process: biosynthetic process. The coding region runs from base 362 to 2761 and encodes 799 amino acids. The record is from RefSeq and is a predicted model, not a curated record. Lineage: Eukaryota; Fungi; Ascomycota; Sordariomycetes; Glomerellales; Glomerellaceae.